CAAGAGUUCCUUAUCAGCUGGUCGGCCGCCAUGUGGGCCUCCGGGCCUGCUGCGGCGGCGCGGCCGGUUGAGGCCGGGCUCGGCCCGGCCCGCGACGGCUGGCCGCCGACGAGCGCGCUCGCGCUGCUCGUCAAGAUGGCGGCGGUGGCGAUUGCGGCGACAAAAGUUCAGGCGUACAGCGCUCAGGCGUCUGUCGUCUGUCGUCUGUUGUCGCAUUUCGCACACGCGCACGCCGCGCGACCCGCGUCGCUCCGCGAGGGCAUGAGCCUUCCGCGAUUCGAACCCGCAGCCAAAAGCUGCUCGCUCGAACCGCGGCCGACUCCGCCACCGCGGCCGCAGCUGCUGAGCUCUCCAGAAAACUGGUGCCUCAUAUGCUGCCUCCCUGCGGAUGCUGCCGGCGAGCCUGGCGGUCCGCUGUACUACAAGGAAGUGCUGACUCGAUUUCUACUCGAAUUCUUCUACCCCCACGACUCGGAACGCGAAUGUGACAGGACCAUCGGGUCCUUCAGCCUCCAAAGCGGGAUCACCCGAGAGCAGCUGAGCCUGCCUCUGGCCUCGCCUCCCUCUCCUUCAGGCAUUCGUGGCAUCCUAUGGGUCGUCCAGAGUAUCGACCUCUGGCUUGUCAGCCGGUCACUUGAUGACGACCAUGAAGUACAGCGAUCGCCACCUCGCUGGCCUCUCCGCAAGGCCUCCCGACCGCGUCGAACUCACGGCGCGGGCUCUCUCGGCUACGGGACCGGCCCCAGCUUCGGCUGAGGGCUAACAAGCUGCCGAGCCCAAAUCACUGUGAGAGUCGUGAUUUCUUGUUGGUUAAUAAAAAUCUCUCUCGAAGGCUAAGCUC
Molecule: messenger RNA, 841 nt
Organism: Emiliania huxleyi CCMP1516
Lineage: Eukaryota; Haptophyta; Isochrysidales; Noelaerhabdaceae
Exons: 1
Coding region: 31-756 (241 amino acids)
Source: RefSeq, a predicted model, not a curated record